Messenger RNA from Biomphalaria glabrata, 2347 nucleotides. Its product is annotated as alpha-2A adrenergic receptor-like. Gene Ontology annotation, molecular function: G protein-coupled receptor activity. The record is from RefSeq and is a predicted model, not a curated record. Gene Ontology annotation, cellular component: membrane. Lineage: Eukaryota; Metazoa; Mollusca; Gastropoda; Planorbidae. The transcript has 4 exons. Gene Ontology annotation, biological process: G protein-coupled receptor signaling pathway. The coding region runs from base 343 to 1653 and encodes 436 amino acids.
ACUGAAAUGAAGGUUAAAAAAAAUGUUAAUAAUAAAUUGAUGAAGUUGUUUCUUCUUUUUUUCAAUAACUUUUUUUAAAGAUAGUUUUUUUGUUCUUAUGCUAUCAUUUUAAAUGAAUUUUAAUAUUAGAUCUAAUAGCUGCUAGAAAGAAAGACAAAACAGCAACAGAAAAAAAAGUUGGCAAGUAAUUCAAGGGAGAUAGUCUAGUAUUAAGCCUUAAAACCAAAAUGGCGUAUUUCCAAUGACAAUAUAUAUGGUUCAAAGAACACCUCUCACAAUAUCAGUGAAGAAAACUAUCUCCAGAACCUGCAAAGCCAGACGACAAAAGAUCUUAUCCCUGCCAUGGUCUUUUUGGGAUCUGUUGCUGUUAUCGGGAUCAUCGGGAAUUCCCUUGUUCUAUUUGUGUAUACGCGGAGAUUUCCGGAAACUCCAGUUCGUGUUUUUCUUGUGGCAGUGGCAGCCCUUGACCUAAUUACUAACGUCAUUGUUAUACCUGGUGAAAUCUACGAUCUGCUUCACUCCUGGAUGUUUGACAAGCCAAAUGUCUGCAAGGUCAGGCUGUACUUUACAGUGUCCACCACCAUGGCCUCGGCUUUUCUGCUUCUGGCCCUCGCCAUCACAAGGUAUAGAAAAAUAUGUCGACCAUUCAAAAAACAGGUGAGCAUUACCCAGGCGAAAGUCAUUUGCCUCAUCGUGGUCAUCCUUGCCCAUCUCUUGCCCAUUCCUUAUGCAAUGAUCCAUGGGCGUCAGAAGAAAGACACAGAGCGUCCAGAAAUCAAGGGAUACUUCUGCGCCGUAGAUGACCAGUACGUCGGCACCUUCUGGCCCAAGUUCAGCUCCGCGCUCUUCGGCUUCCUCUUCGUCUCUUGCUGCUCGCCUCUGAUUGUCUUGUACGUCUUGAUCUGGCUGAAGGCGAGGAAGCACCGAGUCAACAGAAUCACUCAGCCUGUUUCAACGAAGUCUCCUCACUGCGAGCUUUCCAAUCGUGCUGUCAGCUCAUCCACCACAGACGAGGCUUGCUCCGGUUCAGACGCCGGCCCUAAAAGGGCGCUAAUCGGAGAUUCCCGAAUAGAAUCGAAUCGCGUUAUCAUGUCGUCAUCUAAACCUCAGAGCAGCCAAAUUGUUAUUUCUCAAGAUAUAAAAAGGGAUUGCACGUCCGAUGAACUUGGCACUUCUUCUCCGCUUCCACGGCCUCAUGUGCAUGCUAGCGCUUUGAAAGAAAAAUCAGAAUUAUCUAAAGAGAGUGAAUCUUUUGCUUCCAAUAAGGAAGACACUGGCUCAUUAACCACCGACAGAACAGGCUUAGACUUUCAAUACUUAAACGCUAAAGAUACUUCUAAAAACCGAGAAGAGAGCGCAGAGGAGGGUAAUGAUCCCCCUGGUAGGACACGCCAAGGAGGAAUGGGGCGUACCUCGUAUAUGCUACUGAUAAUCAGUGUUUCUUUCAUUGUUGGGUUCUUGCCUUUCCUAGCUCUCGACUCCUACAAGUCAGCCCGUCCCGAAGUGUUCGCCUCUGUAAAAGGAUACGCCUCUUCGUUUUACCACCUCUUCUUAAGGUUUUGUCUCAUGAACAGCUGCAUCAAUCCUAUAGUAUACAACGUAUUUGACUUGAAGUUUAGGUCAGAGGUCAAGAAAAUCAUAGGAUGCUGUUAAUGUUGCACUAGUGUCUAUCAGUGUAAUAUUUCUCAUCUACAAGUAAAUGAUGAUGGAAUAGUGGCAAAGUUGAUUUUUUUAAAAUGAAUAUUGUUUUCUCCUUGACAUGACUUCGCCUUGCUGUCAUUCAUCCACACAUCUCAUUUUAAGAUUCUUACCAAUGUUAUUGUUUUAUUUCAAAGGAAAAAACUGUAUUGCUAUGAUCUCUUUAUAGCUGAUUAUUUUUUUUUUAAUGUAAUUCAUGCAAUGCCGAAAAAUGUCUUCUAAAUAUUUUAAACUUAUUGAUAAAACAACUAAAACAUUGAAAAAAAAAAUUCUUAAAAAUAAAAGCCUAUAUUAAAUGUAAUUGUAUGGGUGGCUGGGCGGUAAAGCGCUUGGCUGCCGAACCGGGGUUCGAAUUCUGGUGAAGACUGGGAUUUUUAAUUUCGGGAUAUCCAGGCGCCUCUAAGUCCACCCAGUUCUAAUGGGUACCUGACAUUAGUUAAGGAAAAGUAAAGGUCGUUGUGCUGGCCAAAUUACACCCUUGUUAACCGUAGGCCACAGAAACAGAUGACCUUUACAUCAUCUGCCAUUUAGACCACAAGGUCUGAAAGGGGAACUUUUUUUUUCUUUCAUUAAUUAGUUUGGAUCAUUUAUGUAAUUAUAUGUACGACAUGACUAGACAUAAUAAAUCUGUGAGAUUAGAAAUAUUUUU